AUGAGUGCAACUCUUCAGAGAAUCAUGUCCGAGAAUAACGCUACCUUCAGAGAGAAAGGAGAGACCGCUACCAGCUUGGAAACUUCAAACAUUCCUUCAGCAGGAGAAUUGAAAGAUCCUGGCAGACUCGAAAAGGAGCAAACUAUUUAUGAAUUUGAGACUGUGCCAGAAGAUGAGGAUGAUAGCUACAACAAAAUAAAAGUUCCAGAUGGAGGCUAUGGCUGGGUGGUGGUUUUCUCAUCCUUCUUGUUAAACUUCUGCACCUCUGGUGCGUCGUAUGGUUACGGUGUUUACUUGUCAUAUUACAUGGAUAGUGGAAAAUACGAAACUGGAGGUAAACUCGACUAUGCUGCCAUUGGGGGAUUGAGCUUUGGUGUUGGGGUUCUUUUUUCUCCCUUGUACAACUAUAUAUUGAUAAACACUUCACCAAGGAAGCUCAUUUCGCUUGGAAUCGUCAUUCAGAAUGUUGCCGCGUUACUAGCUGCCUUUUCUACCAAAUUAUGGCAGGUGUAUCUGACUCAAGGUGUGUUCAUCUCAAUAGGUACAGGCGCAAUAUGCUUUCCAAACACUACAAUAGCCGCACCAUGGUUUAGGAAGAAAAGAUCCCUAGCUCUGGGGAUUACCGUGGCCGGUACGGGGGUUGGAGGAAUCGUUUUCAACCUCUCCACCCAACGCAUUAUUGAUAAUUAUGAUUCCAAGUGGGCGUUGAUUUCUCAAUGUAUCAUAUGCUCAGUGCUGAGUACUGUAGCGGUGCUUUUGAUUAGAACCAGAAGAGACGAGGUUCAGAAGUAUUCUGAUACGCCCACAACAGCAGUGGCGCUGGAUAUGUUCAAGUACCCAGUGAUAUGGUUAUUGAUCCUUUGGGUGUGUUUCACCAUGCUUGGUUAUGUUGUUCAGGUCUAUUCUCUGUUCUCGUUUACGAUUUCUCUCGGCUACACUUCCAAACAAGCCUCGGCGGUGUCCUGUGUUAUAUGUGUGGGAAUCAUUGUUGGAAGACCUCUUGUGGGACUUGCCGCCGAUAAGUUCGGAGCGGUGACAACAGGGAUGUUCUGCCAUCUGAUUGUAGCUAUUCUGUGUUAUGGAAUGUGGAUUCCGUGCAGAAAUUACGCAACAGUUGUCGUGUUCGGUCUCUUCGAGGGAAUGUUGAUGGGAUCAAUAUGGCUACUACUCACUUCCAUAAUAACACGGUUGGUCGGUUUGCCAAAACUAGAAGCGGUGUAUUCGGUAGUCUGGAUGUUUCUUGGAGCGUGUGCUAUUGUGUCACCUGUGAUUGGUAUUUCUCUUGCAAAGAACAAUGUUAAGCCAGGGGAGAACGCCUACUUGUACACGGCAGUUUACUGUGGAACAGCGUACCUGUUGGCAGCGUUAGCUCUUUGGUGCAUUCGCGGUAUUAUUAUCGCACGCGACAAAGUAAGUUUGGUUGAAAAGACUGGCUACGAUGAUGGUGAGCUACAUUUGAGGGUAAACCUUGUCGAUGCGCUGAAAGGAAUGGCGCACUACGGCAAGUUAUAUCGAAAGGUGUGA
Molecule: messenger RNA, 1524 nt
Organism: Kluyveromyces lactis
Lineage: Eukaryota; Fungi; Ascomycota; Saccharomycetes; Saccharomycetales; Saccharomycetaceae
Product: MCT family MFS transporter
Exons: 1
Coding region: 1-1524 (507 amino acids)
Biological process (GO): transmembrane transport
Molecular function (GO): transmembrane transporter activity
Source: RefSeq, a predicted model, not a curated record